AUGUUUGAUGACAUCUACUUCCCUCUUGUCUACCUCCCGGAACCUUGCGCCUUUGACCCAAAAGAGCGAUCACACAUCUGGCUGCUGCGAUCAGAAGCAACCUCAUCUCACGAGCUCCUCGACUCGCCCCUGGCGGACGGGAUGUACAUCGACGUCGGCGAUGUCCUCCUGGUCCGUGUCAACGCAGACGAGUACAUGACGAUGAGCCUGGACCAGCCGAAGGCGCAUGAGGGCGUUCAACAGGCUCGUGAGGUGCGCCUGCCCCCAUAUACCGUCAUCUGCCCGAUGUCAGAACAGGGACUUGGCCCAGUUUUGUGGUGGAGAAACGCCGGCGUCGAAACAAUGGACAAAGGUUGA
Molecule: messenger RNA, 357 nt
Organism: Epithele typhae
Lineage: Eukaryota; Fungi; Basidiomycota; Agaricomycetes; Polyporales; Epitheliaceae
Exons: 3
Coding region: 1-357 (118 amino acids)
Source: RefSeq, a predicted model, not a curated record